This is a messenger RNA of Ylistrum balloti, 3237 nucleotides long. Its product is annotated as 23 kDa integral membrane protein-like. The transcript has 8 exons. Gene Ontology annotation, cellular component: membrane. The record is from RefSeq and is a predicted model, not a curated record. NCBI's taxonomy places the organism in Eukaryota, Metazoa, Mollusca, Bivalvia, Pectinida, Pectinidae.
UGGCGUCUGCUACUGAGCAGGUGUGACGUCACAACAGUAACUGGACACAGGUAAUCCUGCUGAACACACGAUAAGCUGUUACAAAAAGAGCUUUCAUUUUCCAGGAAACCUGACGACACUUUGCUACAAAUCAAAAUGGUGGCAGGAUGCGGCGCGAAUCUCGCCAAGGUGGUGUUAGUGGUGGUGAAUGUGAUUUUUCUGUUGCUCGGAUUGGCUAUUGCGGUAAUCGGACUAUAUUUUAAAUUCGGUGAGGACCUGCUGCAGGACAACAUCAAAGAUGUACUGGAUGAAAUCAACCUGGAUAUGGUCGGAGGAGUGGAUGUUUACACAAUGCUCAACCAGAUGUCUAACAUCUUCAUUGCCGUCGGUUUCAUCAUCUUCGCCAUCGGUUUCUUCGGAUGUUGUGGAGCCUGUUGCCAAUGGAGAUGGAUGCUCGUGAUCUAUACCUGUUAUGUGGUUAUCCUACUGUUGAUAGUACAGAUUGCUUAUGUAUCAUAUCUAAACGCUUCUUAUUAAUGUUUACAGAUAACUGAUUCAUUCUCAAACGAGGCUAAAAGUCUGUUAAAUGAGACUUAUAGCGCCACCAAUCCAACCGAUGAACAAAAGAAAGUUAAGGAAGGAUUCAACAAUCUGUUCAAAACGUUUGAGUGUUGCGGCAUCUCUAGCUCCUCAGACAUCACAUCAGCCGGGGGUAACCUACCAGCGGAGUGUUGUCAGGCGUCUUCAGCAACAUCAGCAUCUUGUAAUGGACUCAAUGCGAACGAGGGAUGCUUCACGAAGUUAGACGAUUUAUUCUCGAAGUACACGACUAUCUUCAUUGCCGUUGGUGUGUGUGUUCUCGUUUUCCAGCUGCUGUGUGUAAUCUUCAGCUUCUGUUUGUGCACUGCGAUCAGCCGUGAAGGUGCUGUGUAAGGACGAUAUUGGAAUCGUACACAUAUCAAUAUAGAUUGUAUGUACUUACCAUUGUCACAGUAAACAGUGACAAACAUUACGUCACUGACAGAAAGUGACUCGUGUCAUAACAAAUUAAAUGUAUACUGUAUCCUACCUUGUGGUGUGGAAGAGGAAAAGAUUCAGUUUUGAAUAUCAUAAAUAUGUUCUUAUUCUCAUUUAAAAUUCUAAAAAAUUCAAAACCAAAUUUUAUUCAUCAUAUUUCCAUGACUGCUUGUUAUUUACUAUAAUCUUGUCGAUCUAUAUAUGUAGGGUAUUGAUGACAGAACAUUAGCACGCGCUCCAAAAAGUAAUUAGGAAUGUAUAUUCCCUUAAUGUUUUGGAAAUUUACUUUGCAUUUUGUUCAUAAAAGACCGUGAAAACUUUCCAAUAGUACCUACCAUGGUGUAGAGAUGUUUCGUCACCACUGUCCAAAUUCUCUCGCUGUUAGUGUUCACUCUGGGUGGUGUAAUUAAACAUGUGCCUUUUUAACUGCUCCGUCUUCUCUCGUCUCAUUGUACUUUCUCUCAGUCUAACUCUUUCUACAGGUUAAAUUGAUUCAAUGUUCUGGGAGUUAAUUUGGUUAACAUCCUUAAUCUAUAGCUUUGACGAACAGCCUUAUUCUGUUGGAAAUUUUAACUAUCACCCUUUAUGUGUUGGUUUUUUGUCUGCCUUAUUUCAAAUUCUUAUCUAUAUUUUCCACAUCAAAUGACACGAGACAUGUAAAUAAAAUGGAUUAUAUAUAUUUUGAUGUUAUGAUUGAUAUGAGGAAGUGUUAGUUAUGUUUUUAGAGUGAUUAUUAGGCUUUAUCCUCGAUUACACUGUAUACCGUAGACAAAUUGUUUCCUUGUUAUGAACGGAAUUACUGUUAUUAUGAAAACGGCGUAACUGGAUUAAGUUUUAAGACUGGAAAUAACGAGAUAUGAUUAUCUUACUUCAGACUGGGCCUCGAUUUUUACUGUCUUUUCAUUGUCAGUAAAUAUAUUGUAAAAUCAGCCUCAUUCAAACACAUUAUAGUGAGUAUUUACUGUGAUCUUUGCACAAAAAUGAAAGUGUUUCUUAGUAUCGGCUCUAACACGGAGUAAAUUCUGUUAGGUUCACUUAGAAAGUCUUGUUAUAUUUUAAAACAUAUUUUUACUUAACAAGCGUUUACAAAAACACCAGAGAGAAACUACCAAGAAUUUAUUAUCAUAAUUAUGUUCUCUGCUGAUUUUCUGAGCAUUUCUGUGCGGGUUUCUUCACCUUAAAGAGAAAAUGGAUGUAUGUUUGAUAUUCUCUACAAAGAAAAAAAACCAGUUUCAAUACAUUCCUUCAAAAUUUGAAAUCUGAAUUAUAUAAAAGUUUCACUAUGAUAAUUUUUAUCAGAGGAGUAUGAUUUUUAAUGCCACACAUCAGGAAAUGAACAAAAUACCAACAUUAAAAACCAGCGACAAACGUUAGAUGCAGGGUCAACGAAAAGUCUUUCUAUCAUUGACAAAUACAAGCAUUUUUAUACAUGAAAUUUGUAAUACCGUCGCACGUCAUUAUCUCGAAUACUUCUCGAAGACCCCGUUUAAUUUAUGGUCCCGCCGAGUUCGAGAUAACGAGGUUCGAUUGCAUUUUCAUCAUUUGGUAUGAUUGCAUUUGUAAAUAUAUUUCAUAAAGUUUUACACCACAGAGAUGUUUCUAUAUCGUAUGAUUAAAUAUAUAAUUUAUAUCAAAACAUAUAUUAACGAUUUUUCUAAUACACCAGAAUUUUAUUAAUGUUUCCAUUCUUUUUUAUCAAAUACGUUAAUUAUUCGCCUUUUUAUGAAAUCCAGAUUUUUGUAUAAACUGCUUAAGCUCUGAUGAAUUAACUAGAAGAUGUUGUAACUUUCUCCUGAAUUGAAAUAAAAAUUUUGACCUGUGUUUGUUGCCUUGUGUUAUUACCUCAUCUCAAACCCACACAUCGUGAUCACGUCAAAUCGUUAAUGUCGUUCACAAUAGAAGGGAGAUAACUCGUAUAGCACGGACUCGAUUUUGUUUUUUAUAUUAUCCCGAGGUUUGCUGUAACGUGCAUGUCACGUUUUAAUUCAUUUCGAAAAGUAACACAGUUCAGACUACACACAUAUGCUUGACAGUCUGCUAGAAUUAUCAGAUAUAUGAAAUGUACUGAAUUACGGGCUAGCGUACCUCCCUGUCUAGAUUUUGAUUUCGCCUCUAAGGUUUAGAAUUCAGGUAAUUUGUAUCAGUGACGAGUCCUAGAAGAAUGAAACUGUUGUAUGAUGCGGCUAGCUUGUUUGAUUCUACUGUAUCUUACCUAAGUUUGUAUUAAAUGAUGUUAAUCAC